Molecule: messenger RNA, 1487 nt
Organism: Propithecus coquereli (Coquerel's sifaka)
Lineage: Eukaryota; Metazoa; Chordata; Mammalia; Primates; Indriidae
Gene: SAAL1
Product: serum amyloid A-like 1
Exons: 10
Coding region: 126-1487 (453 amino acids)
Source: RefSeq, a predicted model, not a curated record
ACAGCAGGUGGCGCUAUGGCGGGAGCCGCGCUGGGCGCGCCGGGCCCUCUGGCUCAAGGAAGCCUGUCGCCUCCUCCGCGGCUUCUCUUCCGGCGCGGCUCCUGUGUGGUGGACGCGGCCAAGUCAUGGACCGCAACCCUUCGCCGCCGCCGCCGAGUCAGGACGAGGAGGAGGACGGGGGGGUGGCCGGGGGAGACUGCAUAGGAAGCACGGUUUACAGCAAGCACUGGCUCUUCGGCGUCCUCAGCGGGCUCAUCCAGAUUGUUAGCCCUGAAAAUACCAAAUCCAGCUCAGAUGAUGAGGAGCAGCAGAUGGAGCUUGAUGAAGAAAUGGAGAAUGAAAUUUGCAGAGUAUGGGAUAUGUCAAUGGAUGAGGAUGUGGCUUUAUUUCUCCAGGAAUUUAAUGCUCCUGAUAUAUUUAUGGGAGUACUGGCCAAAUCCAAGUGUCCUCGAUUGAGAGAAAUCUGUGUGGGAAUUUUAGGUAAUAUGACCUGUUUCCAGGAGAUAUGUGUGUCCAUCAGCAGUGAUAAAAAUCUUGGGGAGGUGUUAUUGCACUGUUUGUAUGAUUCAGACCCACCUACUCUGCUGGAAACAAGCAGGUAUGCUUUUCUCUUCAUGGAUUCUAUAAAGUUACCCACAAGGGAAUCUAGGAAAAUAGAUUUUAACAUUUCGUUUUUUACUUCAAUAUCUGUUUUAUUCUCUGUAGUUGACUUGCUGGUGAAAGUGGGAGAGGUUGUGGACAAGCUCUUUGAUUUGGAUGAGAAACUAAUGUUGGAAUGGAUUAGAAAUGGGACUUCCCAGGCUCUGGACCAACCCCAGGAAGAUUCUGAAGAGCAGCCAGUGUUUAGGAUUGUGCCCUGUAUACUUGAAGCUGCCAAACAAGUACGUUCUGAAAAUCCAGAAGGGCUUGAUGUUUAUAUGCAUAUCUUACAGCUGCUUACCACAGUGGAUGAUGGAAUUGAAGCAAUUGUACAGUGUCCUGACACUGGAAAAGACACUUGGAAUUUACUUUUUGACCUGAUCUGUCAUGAAUUCUGCCAGUCUGAUGAUCCACCCAUCAUACUUCAAGAACAGAAGACAGUGCUAGCCUCUGUUUUUUCAGUGUUGUCUGCCAUCUAUGCUUCUCAGGCUGAACAAGAGUAUCUAAAGAUAGAAAAAGUAGAUCUUCCUCUAAUUGACAGCCUAAUUCGGGUCUUACAAAAUAUGGAACAUUGUCAGAAGAAAACAGAAAAUUCGGCAGAGUCUAACACAGAAGAAACUAAAAAAUCCGAUUUAACCCAAGAUGACUUCCACUUGAAAAUCUUAAAGGAUAUUUCAUGCGAAUUUCUUUCUAAUAUUUUUCAGGCAUUAACAAAGGAGACUGUGGCACAGGGACUAAAGGAGGGCCAGUUGAGCAAAGAGAAGUGUUCUUCUGCAUUUCAAAACCUUCUUCCUUUCUAUAGCCUUGUGGUGAGUAUGGGUAAAUGUAUAGGUGGCUCAGUUUCAUAG